ACCAGAGUUCAUAAUUUUGAAAAUCGCCACUUAUAGUCUCGUCAUCCGUUUAUUUGUAAAUGUAUUGUUUUUGAAUGUGAAUUCGCACUCACAGAACGGUUUAGAAAAUAUUGUUUGGUCAAAAUACGAAAAAACAGCAUAUGUAAAGUGUUCGAUAGUGUGUUUGAGUUGAUUUGUUUUCAAAAUUUAUGAGAUACGAUGGGAGCGGCACUACUUUUCCUGCCUCUGAUGCUGAUCAUUAUCUUGCUAAUUGUGACAGUGCGAUUUUUGCGGCCCCUAAAGUAUGCCCAACCGAUUCCAAUUGCCCCAUUCGCUCUCCCACUGGUUGGCCAUUUGCUAAGAUUUAUUGGCAACACGUCAGAGCGAGGUUUUUGGUCGAUCAUCUCUUCAUUCGAGCCGGACGCCAGGCUGACCAAGCUGAUGUUUGGCCCUUUGCCGGUAAUCCUGGUCCAACAUCCAGAUUUGGUACAGGCGGUGCUGAGAAAUGAAAAAAUGUACGACAAACCGUUUCCGUACGACUUUUUUCAUCUGCGCCACGGUUUAAUAUGCGAACGGGACGGUGAGCGCUGGAAACAAACUCGGAGGCUGCUGAACCCUGCAUUCAAGAUGAAAGUACUGGCAGAAUUUGUUCCUAUUUUCGAUUCACGCGCACGAAAGCUGGUAGAUACCCUGAAACCUCUGGCCGAUGGUUCUAGGGACAUCAAUCUAGUGGAGUUUGUCACACGGAGUUCGCAUGAAACGAUUUUCAGUACCUCGCUGGGCUGCAACGUCGAGGGACGUCCGGGAGAAAAUGAAUGCUUUGAGAAUUUUGAGCUUAUUCAGAACUGCGUAGGGAUGCGUUUGCUCAGGCCCGAAUUGUUUCUAGAACCUGUUUAUCGACUCUGCAGCAAUUAUGACAAAGAGAAGAAAUCUCGCGCCAUUUGCACAGCGUUUGUCGACAAACUGAUACAGGAGCGAUGUAAAAAACUGUCUGACAAUAACAACGAUUCCGAGGAAAAUAUCCAAUCUCACAUUUUUAUGGAUAAUCUCCUGCACCUGCAACUGAACGGACAAAAUCUAAGUGAUCGAGAUAUUAGUGAUCAUCUGCAUACUCUAAUGAUUGCUGGCUACGAGACAUCGGCGUUGACCAUUUGUUAUACAUGCCUCGCUCUAGCGCAACAUCCCGAUAUCCAGAACAAUGUAGUAGCGGAAUUGCGUGAUAUCUUUCAUUCGCCCUCCGUAGAGCUCAAUCUUGAAACGCUGAAUCGACUCGAGUACACGGAAAUGGUGAUCAAGGAAACGAUGAGGUUGUUUCCGGUAAUACCGAUUAUCGCUCGUGAAACGGGCGCUCCGAUUGUGCUGGACGGUGUUCGCAUCCCCCGGAAGCAAGUGCUCAUCAUGAGCUUCCAUAGCUUGCACCGCAGAAAGGACUGUUGGGGCGAUGAACCAGAUCGUUUCGAUCCGGAAAGGUUCCGAGCGGAAGCAUGCCAAGCACGCCAUCCAUACGCCUAUCUGCCGUUCAGUGGAGGGUACAGAAAUUGCAUCGGUAAUCGAUAUGGAAUGAUCUCUCUGAAAACUGCCCUCACAAGGCUGCUGUUGGAGUAUGAGAUAAGAACCAACAUCAAACGAAAGGAUAUGCGAUUCAGGUAUGAGAUUUCGAUGAGGCUUGUGGGGCCGUACACUGUACAGCUUAUCAAGCGUUCGUGAAAUAAAAACAAUGACUGCAA
Molecule: messenger RNA, 1706 nt
Organism: Toxorhynchites rutilus septentrionalis
Lineage: Eukaryota; Metazoa; Arthropoda; Insecta; Diptera; Culicidae
Product: cytochrome P450 4c21-like
Exons: 4
Coding region: 199-1686 (495 amino acids)
Molecular function (GO): monooxygenase activity; heme binding; oxidoreductase activity, acting on paired donors, with incorporation or reduction of molecular oxygen
Source: RefSeq, a predicted model, not a curated record